Sclerotinia trifoliorum is the source of this 1445-nucleotide messenger RNA. The record is from the annotation of a GenBank genome assembly. Lineage: Eukaryota; Fungi; Ascomycota; Leotiomycetes; Helotiales; Sclerotiniaceae.
UUUCCUGUGUCUGGAAUGAACUUUUUGGGAAAAAAGGGAGCAAACCGAAAAUUGUGGGGAAGCACAGCCAAACUUCAUUUUAACCACAUUUGGGCAAAACUUCCAUGGUUUCCUUAUCUCGGAUCAACGACGACCCCUUCAUUCAACGUUCGCCAUUCAUGUUGCGCGGAAAUUUACCAGCUAUGAAAGCUAAGAGAGAACAACUAACCAGUUGAGCCUUCGAGGUAAAUUGGCACAGAGAUACCAAUUAUGCACGCACGAAUUACAACCAGUGAUAGAGUCCAACAGUCCCUAGACGGAUAGCUAAGAUACCUCGAUACCUGCUAUAAGUCCACCCUGAACUCGAAUCCGAAAUCCACCCUAUGCCACUCAUACCGUGUCCGAGCUGCUCUGGGUUUACCCCUCCCUAAGGCCAUCAUGAAAGAAUACCAAUCCCCCGUGUAUUUCCUAUUUCAGCAAUACAGUCCAUGGACCACAUUGUAGCUACCUCAUAUGGAAAGUAUUCUUGCUACAGUGGGAUAGUUAAGAAGCUGGUGAUAUGGCAUCACGGUAAGCUAGAUGGAGGGAUGAAUAUAUAAGAUGGGGGGAGUAUGGACGAAGAAAGCAAAUGCUUCCAGUUCGACAUUCACGCUUCUUAUCCUCCGCAGAAACACAAGAUACACCCCGCGAUAGCUUCACAUUCACGAAUCAUCCUAAGAAUUCAAGGUAUGAAUACAACCAUGUCCCUAUUUCCAAUCUCUACUACCAAUAUCACAACCUCUUUAUUUCCAUCUCAUACGCUAUCACCUAAAUUUGAUCCCCUUCAUCACAACUAACAACGGGUUCCGUUAUCAGUAAAGCCAAAUCAUCCAAAUCCUCACCACAAACCGAAAAGAUGUCUUCUCUUCCUUUCACAUACCACGCCAACGCCCAAACCGAGUUCAAGCCCCCUCUCAUCGCCAACGAGAAUGCCUUCCUUGGUGACGUCGCCGUAUCUACCGAUGAAGCCGCCCCCCUUUCAGCUGGUUUCUACAGAUUAGAAAAAGGCACCCCAUUGAUCUACGAGUACACAUACCAUGAGAUGAAGAUCAUUGUUGAUGGAGAAUUUGAUAUUAGCGAUGAGACUGGACAAAAGGUUCAUGCUACCAAGGGUGAUGUGUUUUACUGUAAGUUUCCUAUGGAUGUUGUGAAUGCUCAUUGUCUAAAUCAAAAUAGUCCCCAAGGGAAGCAAGAUUACCUUCACUACUGAGACUUUUGGUUUGGGUUUCUUCGUGGGGCAGAGAAAGGUAUGUUAUUUUCGAAUCUAUGCCUAUUCAUGUAAGAUGCUAAUUAUUCAACAGACUGGUACCGCGUAGGAAGGAAAUAUCAAUUAAAUGGAAUGGAAUGGAUAAUGGGAUUUUGGAGUCUAUGUGCUGUUUGUAAAUAACACGAAUAAGCAAUGUCAUGAAUUAUGAUGCAUUACAUCU